AAAUACCAGAUGUACCCUUCACAUACCGGAAACACGACUUAUUGGGAAGUGUGAGACAAUAGUUGCAGAUAGGCGAUCCUAAUCAAGCGAAACAUUAGACCAAUCUGGUCAUAUGGUAAUCUGUUAUUACUCGAACGGCUAUAUAGGGAGACAAAAUGGAUAUAAAGAUAUGCGUUGAAAAGAAAAGUCCAUUACAUAUUUUUCUACAUCUAUAAUGCAUUAAGGAUGAUAUCAACUAAUAAGUUUAAAUCGAAGAGCUUAUUGGAUUGUUGGAAAGCCACAAGCGGAUACCCUUAUAGAUUUGGUAGAAAUAAAUAUUUAUGAUGAGAGAAUACCAAGUAGCCAAAUGAAUAAUGGAACAGUAGUUGAGGACACUAAAUUCCUAUGAAGCGGCUACAACGAUAACAGUAGGAGAAGUCUCCUCAUAAUGAAUAAAUCCAUGAUUAGCAAGAAACAGAUGUCUACAUAUGAGGAAAGAGAAACUGUAGAGCGUCAAAAGCAAACCCUCGUGAAGUACAUAUGCAAAGCUACUAAGAAGUGAUCCUAAACUGAAGUUGAAAACCUCCAUAUUAAUGUUAUUAUUGCUAAUAGCUGCCAUGUUUGAGGAUAAUGAAGAAAUUGUGAAAAACCAUCAGACCAACAUGACAGAAAACAAAGAUAAAAUUAGUGACAAGGAUAAAGAAAAGAAAAAUGAACCUGAAAUGGAAAAAGAACAGGAAAAGCAGUCACAGCAACAACAACUUCAAACACAAAUCGCACAAAAAGAGCAGCAACAUAAAACAGAACAACAUGACAGAUGUCCGACCCAUAAAGAUGAUUAUGGCACUCAACGAGUUUAUAAGAAAACAUCACCGAACUGUGUUUUAACUUUGUAUUUGCCAACACGUGAAAUUACCUUGUCCGGCAAUAGCUCCUCCAUCCUACAAGGUAUUGUGUUUGUUGAUCCCAAGGCUAUACAAGGAUAUCGGGUUUAUGCACAAUUGACCUUAACGUUUCGAUGUCCGACCCAUAAAGAUGAUUAUGGCACUCAACGUGUUUAUAAGAAAACAUCACCGAACUGUGUUUAACUUUGUAUUUGCCAAGUCGUGAAAUUACCUUGUCUGGCAAUAGUUCCUCCAUCCUACAAGGUAUUGUGUUUGUUGAUCCCAAGGC
Messenger RNA from Lucilia sericata (common green bottle fly), 1152 nucleotides. RefSeq lists its product as uncharacterized. Gene Ontology annotation, cellular component: cytoplasm. Bases 573 to 1067 code for a protein of 164 amino acids. The record is from RefSeq and is a predicted model, not a curated record. Gene Ontology annotation, biological process: G protein-coupled receptor internalization; signal transduction. NCBI's taxonomy places the organism in Eukaryota, Metazoa, Arthropoda, Insecta, Diptera, Calliphoridae. The transcript has 5 exons. Gene Ontology annotation, molecular function: G protein-coupled receptor binding.